This is a messenger RNA of Helianthus annuus (common sunflower), 4509 nucleotides long. RefSeq names its product trafficking protein particle complex II-specific subunit 130 homolog. Bases 474 to 4202 code for a protein of 1242 amino acids. Gene Ontology annotation, biological process: intra-Golgi vesicle-mediated transport; early endosome to Golgi transport. Lineage: Eukaryota; Viridiplantae; Streptophyta; Magnoliopsida; Asterales; Asteraceae. The transcript is spliced from 19 exons. The record is from RefSeq and is a predicted model, not a curated record. Gene Ontology annotation, cellular component: TRAPPII protein complex.
CACCAAAUCAAACCAUCAUAAGAUCAAACCAAUCCCCACUGACGAAAACCUCUCCGACUUUUUUUUUGAACGUCCAACAUAAGAAUCGCCGGGUACUCCGUACGCGGCACCCAUUGGCCGAAAGGUAGCCCGCGGCAGCCCAACCUGCACGCACGGAGCCCCUAGCCCACCAUGCCACCAGUUCCGGGGAAAACCCGACCCUGCACCCGCCCGAGGGCACGACAAUGCAAAGCCGGUAAAACCCGGGUGGAUCAGGAAUCGAACUUGAGACCUUUCGGUCAAAAGUCUUCCCUCAUUUCCAUAACCACUGAGCUAUAAGCCCAGGGUUAAAAAAACCUCUCCGACUAAAUCGCAACCAUAAAAUCACACACAAAAGGGCUUUUUCUUUUCUCCCUCACUCACUCAAAACACUUUCAAUUUCACACUUCACAACUACAAUUUCAACAUAUGAUUGCGGCAAAUUGAUCCUUCACAUGGCCAAUUUCUUAGCUCAGUUUCUGUCCAUCAAGAACUCUUGCGAACGCCUUGUCAUUGCUGUUGAAGAUGUAAGCGAUUUAUGGCCACUUGUCAAGAAGGGAUUUGAAGAAAGGGUUCCAUUCAAAAGAGCUACAUUAAACAACAAAACCCGUAAUCCCGUUUUUGUGGAUAACCUGCCAGCUGAGUUUAUACUAACAACAGAUGCAAGGCUUCGCAGUAGGUUCCCACAAGAACAAUUAUUAUUCUCGUUUCGAGAACCGUAUGCAACCGUGAUUCUCGUGACUUGUGAGGAUCUAGACGAGUUCAAGACUAUCCUAAAACCACGUCUAAAACUGAUCACGCAAAAUGAUGAGCGAGAGUGGUUUAUUGUGUUUGUGUCCCGGGCCCCACCCCACAAUGAUCAAGCAACGAAAUUGGCGAAAAAAGUUUAUGCCAGACUUGAAGUUGAUUUUAGUUCAAAGAAGCGGGAAAGGUGCUGUAAACUGGAUAUAAAUGGACCAGAAGCAAGUUUUUGGGAAGAUUUGGAAUCCAAAAUUACUGAGUGUGUUAGAAACACUCUUGAUAGGCGUAUUCAGUUUUAUGAGGAGGAAAUUCGUAAGCUUAGUGAACAACGUUUUAAGCCUGUUUGGAGCUUUUGUAACUUUUUUAUUCUGAAGGAAAGCUUGGCGUUCAUGUUUGAGAUGUCUCAUCUUCAUGAGGAUUCUUUACGGGAAUAUGAUGAACUAGAGCUCUGCUAUUUGGAAACAGUUAACAUAGCAGGCAAACAAAGGGAUUUCGGAGGAAUGGAACAUGGAGAUGAUCAGGCUGCACUAUUAAAUCCCCAAAAAAAACCGUUAACACAGAUUGUUCAAGAUGACUCCUUUAGGGAGUUUGAAUUUCGACAAUAUCUGUUUGCUUGUCAAGCAAAGCUAUUGUUCAAGCUAAAUCGUCCAUUUGAGGUUGCAUCAAGGGGAUAUUCAUUUGUAAUUAGCUUUUCAAAAGCACUGGCCCUUCAUGAGAGCAUGAUACCCUUUUGUUUACGGGAAGUUUGGAUUAUCACUUCUUGCUUGAGUUUAGCCGAUGCAACAGCUGCUCGUUAUAGUAACGGACUUGUGGGACCUGAUAUUGAAAGAGAAUAUUAUCGUGUACGGGGGGAAUUAUAUUCUCUUUGUCGAGCUAAGUUCAUGAGGCUUGCAUAUUUACUCGGUUAUGGAUCCGCUAUAGAAAGAAGCCCCGUCAACAGUGCUUCACUUAGCAUGCUUCCGUGGCCUAAACCGGCAAUCUGGCCUUCGGUUCCCGCUGAUGCAUCAUCUGAAGUUCUUGCUAAAGAAAAGAUGCUUCUUCAAGUUACACCGAGAGUCAAGCAUUUUGGUAUUCAGAGAAAACCAUUACCACUUGAGCCUACUUUUCUCCUGAGAGAGGCUAAUCGUCGAAGAGCUUCUCUUUCUGUUGGAAAUGCGUCGGAAAUAUUUGAUGGACGGACAGCUUCGAUUGAUGGCUCAGGUUCAGCUGCUGCCAUGUCACGAACCAAUUCGACGCCUGGAAACUUCGAGAGCUCGAUCGAUCGCCCUAUGAAACUUGCGGAAAUCAUCGUUGCUGCUGAACAUGCUCUCCAGAAAACGAUUUCUGAUCCCAGUUUAUGGGCAUCGUUUUCAUCUUUAGAUGAAUUCGAGCAAAAAUAUCUGGAACUGUCUAAAUCGGCCGCAGAAAAUUACCACAACUCGUGGUGGAAACGACAUGGGGUUGUUCUCGAUGGAGAAAUUGCUGCUGUUUGUUUUAAACAUGGAGAUUAUGAUUUAGCUGCAAAAUCAUACGAGAAAGUUUGCGCGCUUUAUUCUAGUGAAGGAUGGGAGGAUUUAUUAGCUGAUGUCCUUCCUAAUCUAGCCGAGUGUCAGAAAAUACUUAACGAUCAAGCUGGCUACUUAUCAUCCUGUAUCAGAUUACUCUCUCUUGAUAAGGGUUUGUUUUUAUCGAAAGAACGCCAGGCGUUUCAAUCUGAAGUUGUUCGUCUCGCACAUGGCGAAAUGGAGCACCCCGUGCCGUUAGAUGUGUCGUCGUUGAUUACGUUUUCCGGUAAUUCCGGACCACCUUUGGAGUUAUGUGACGGUGAUCCUGGAAUCUUGUCGGUAAUUUUGUGGAGUGGAUUUCCCGAUGACAUCACGCUCGAAUCACUCAGCCUGACGUUGAAUGCUACCAGUAAUGCCGAUGAAGGGGUUAAGGCGAUCAGGAGCUCAGGUGCCACGAUACUAAACCCCGGUAGAAACACAAUCACGCUUUCUUUGCCCCCUCAGAAAACCGGUUCGUACGUGUUAGGUGUUCUCACAGGGCAAAUCGGUCAUUUACGGUUCAGGUCUCAUCGUUUUGCUAGAGGUGGACCCGCAGAAAGUGACGAUCUCAUGAGUUAUGAGAAACCAACUAGACCAAUCCUGAAGGUACACAAACCAAGGGCUCUUGUUGAUCUUGCUGCAGCGGUUUCAUCCGCGUUAUUAAUGAAUGAGCCACAGUGGCUUGGAAUAAUCGUAAAACCGAUUAAUUAUUCCCUCAAGGGAGCGGUUCUGCACAUUGAUACGGGUCCCGGGUUGAAGAUUGAAGAAUCACAGCCCAUUGAAAUGGAGAUGUAUACGUAUACAGAUACAUCAAAAAGUGCUAAUGGACUAAAUGAUAAAAAUAAUACUUCUACUGAUAUGGAAACACAACUAAAUUUGAAAGAUGGUAGCCUAGAGUUACCAGGUUGGGCAAGCGAUAUAACGAGCGUUUUAUGGGUGCCUGUUCGUGCCAUUAACGAUGGAUUAGCAAGAGGAACAUCUGCAGGGACGGUUUCUCCUGAAAGACCAAGUGUAGUGGAUGGAUUAAGAACGGUAGCUUUAAAACUUGAAUUUGGAGUAUCACAUAACCAGAGUUUUGAUCAAACUAUAGCUGUUCAUUUUACCAACCCGUUCCACGUCAGCACACGUGUGGCAGACAAGUGCAGUGAUGGCACUUUGCUUUUGCAGGUCAUACUACACUCACAAGUGAAGGCAUGUUUAACCAUACACGAUGCUUGGUUAGAUCUACAAGAUGGUUUUGUUCAUACUGGUCAAACCGAUUGUAGACCAACAUCUGCUUUCUUUCCUCUUGUAGUUCCAUCAUCUUCUAAAGCUGGAAUCUUGUUCAGUAUAUCCUUAAAAACUACAAUCACCGAAGAGGAAGUUAAAGCGAUGAAUCCCGAUUCUAUAUUAAACAUUAGAUACAAAAUUGACGGGAACAGAAAUCUUGGAUCGCAUACUCCUAUGUCUGUGGGAACCAAUGGAUCUGAGGAUGAUGUCACACAGUUGUUGACAUUCAAGAGUGCGAUUGUCUUACAACGGCCUGUUCUAGAACCUUGUUUAGCAGUUGGCUUUCUUCCUCUCCCUUCAGGCGGUCUUCGAGUCGGGCAGCUUUUUACAAUGAAGUGGCGAGUUGAACGAUUAAAAUAUCUUGAAGAGGAAAACAAGCAGGAUGAAGUACAAUAUGAAGUGAAUGCAAGUUCUGAGCAUUGGAUGAUCGCCGGGAGAAAGCAAGGUCACGUGCCUCUCUCAAUAAAACAAGGUUCAAGAAUUGAGAUAUCAAUACUAUGUGUCCCACUAACGGCUGGAUAUGUUCGGCCGCCACAACUGGAACUACCAAACAUCGGUGAGGCGAAUAUAAGUUGUAACCCGGCAGGACCCCAUUUGGUUUGCGUCUUUCCUCCACCCCUGAGCUCCUCUUAUUGCAUUCCGGCCUCAUAAAUUACACGACUUUUGGUCACCGGUGACCAGAGAUUGGUAUAGAGUUGAAAAUGGCGAGAGUUUUGUAGCAUUUUCAAGACUGUUUUCGUUCGAAUUAAGGGGUGGCGAUGAUAGGUUAGGUCACAUGCAUUGGUGCAUAUACAGAUGGGAUAGUGGCAUCAUAGUGAAACUUCACAUAAUGACUUUAGAUAUAAAGUGUUGUUAUCCCUUGGUGUGUUAUAUGUUUAUUGAUCCCCAACUUUGUAUCCUUGUUAUGAUUUGCGUGUCUAUGUAUUACUAAAUAUAUAUAUUUUUCUUUUUUGUGUUU